This is a messenger RNA of Drosophila albomicans, 5091 nucleotides long. RefSeq names its product TPR-containing protein DDB_G0280363 (gene orb). NCBI's taxonomy places the organism in Eukaryota, Metazoa, Arthropoda, Insecta, Diptera, Drosophilidae. Gene Ontology annotation, biological process: negative regulation of cytoplasmic translation. The record is from RefSeq and is a predicted model, not a curated record. The coding region runs from base 1118 to 3874 and encodes 918 amino acids. Gene Ontology annotation, molecular function: translation factor activity, RNA binding; mRNA 3'-UTR binding; mRNA regulatory element binding translation repressor activity. The transcript has 10 exons. Gene Ontology annotation, cellular component: synapse; cytoplasm; nucleus.
GUUAUUGCAUUUCUCACUUGAGCGGCAAACACAAAAAGUUGGUGCAAAUAAAAACACUUCUUUUUUUGUCGUUUUUUUGCACACAAAAAAUAGGAAAUAAAUACAACGCCUUCAUCUUAGAGCAUAUUUUUACAAGUUAAAUGCAAGAGACUGCAAACUACACACACACAUGUACACGCACAUAACACAACACAGGAAACAAGUAGCAUAGUAAAAUUAACGAAAAAGCGUGCAAAGCACACAACACAAUUGAAGUAACGGUUCCAUGCCGGGGACAUCAGCAGCAAGCGUAGUGUGAGUAAAAAUAUACAAAAAAUGUGCUUUGCACGCAUGGAACAACAGUAGAAGCAAAAAGAAAAGGAGGAACACAAGGAGAAAUAUUUGAAUGCGAGAAGAGUGCAACAUUUAAAUGAAAUGAAAUUCAACAAAUUUAUGUGAACGAAGCGUGCAACAAAGUAAACAGAAGUCUAACUGCUGCUGUAUUGUAAUUUUUGGAGGCCACGACAGAGGAUUUGCAUUAUUCAGUGGGAAUAAUGAAUCGAUGACCGUUUGCGUUUGCGUCAGCUGAUACGGUUCUGUUCUGUUCUGCGUUGUGCGGCAUCUGCCUGUUGUCUGUGCCCAGUUAGGAAGUGCUGCCAAAUCCUGAUUACCAACAACAACAUUUUGGGCCAACAAACAUGUUUGCUUGAGACUGAGACCGGCCAACAUAUUUGUUUUUUUGGGCAGUCGCAUCACAUCAUCGGCUCGAACUUGGCUCGUGGCUCAAAUAAAGGACUCGCUGCGCAGCUCGAACCUGAGAGAGAGAGAGAGAGCGGCAAGCAAACUCUCAGAGAGAACCCGUGAGAGAGAGAGAGAGAGAGAGCGCGGAGUUGGGCAAAAGAACAACACGAGGCCAAGAGCAGAGACGGAAGUGGCGACAUCUGUUUUGCCGCUUUGUCAGCUUAUCCGGCAGCCGUUUUGCCUUUAGCCGAUGCCAUAGCCGAGGACAGGCGAAGGACAACGACGUCGACAGGGACGACAGAGAGCGAGAACGAGAGCGAGAGAGAGAAAGAGACACACAGGGAUAACGGGCACGUGAAAUACACAAGUGUGGAAAUUGGAAUUUUUAUUCAAAACAAUGCCCCUGCUGCAACAGUACGAGGCGUCUGACUGCAACGGUGGCAGCGGCAACAUGCGUGCCUUGAGCGGCGCCAGCUCUGGAGAUUUACUGCAGAAGCAUUCGUCGAUUAGCUCGCUGCUGGAGCAGCAUCAACACCACCACCAGCAACAUCAUCAUCAUCAUCAUCAUGGGCAGGAUCUGCUGGGGAGACGCGGAAUUGGCGGCGGAGAUGCCAAUGAUGGACUUAUAUCAUUCAUAAAUGAUCCAAUCACACUGAACGAUCUGCUUGGCUUAUGUGGUGGCGGCGGUCCGGCAACUGCAGUCCAGGCCACAACAACAACAACAGCAGCAACAGCGCCAACAACAGUAGCAACAACGGCAGCAGGCAUCGGAGCAGGCAGCUCCGGCUCUGGCUCCGGAGCCGGAGCUAACGGCAGCAGCAGCUGCAGCAGCAGCGGCGGCGUUAAUAACUUGCUACUUGGCAAUGCGGCGACUGCUGCAGCUGCCGCUGUCGCUGCCGCUGCCACUGGCGAUUGCAGCCAACAGCUGUCGGCGAAUGCAGUGGCCUAUGCCCCACUGACGCCGAGCUCCACACAGUCCUCGGCCUCACCCGGAACCAAGUCAAGUUUUGAUUACUUUCAGUUUGAAAAUGUUGCACAAAGUAACCCACUUAAGGCUUUCCAAAGAUCAAACAUCAGCUUCGAUUGCUCUGCACCCUUAUCGCCAAGUACGCCUUCAUCUAUUUACAAUCGCUCCUUUCACAGUUCACCUUUAGUCAGUGACAGCAGCAACUCAUCCAGUGCCAAUGGCUUAUCGCUCGACUCAAUUAAUAUGCUCUAUCAGCAGCAGAGCUACAGCAAUUUGGGCAACACCAACGGCGGCAAUCUUGGUCUCAAUCUGCAGAAUGCAUCGACGCGUUCCAAUUCCCCGGAGAGUCAGAACAGCAAUCAGUCCCUCAAUGAACCCAAUCUACUAGACAUGAUCAAUCUGCUAUCUGUUAGCAAUAAUAAGCUGGCAUCCAUGCAACAGCAUCAACACCAGCAGCAGCAACAGCACCAACAACAGCAGCAGUCGCAACAUCAGCAGCAGUUUCAACAGCAGCAGCAACAGCAAAAGCAUUUACAGCAACAUCAACAGGCCCAACAACACCAUCAUCAGCAGCAGCAGCAACAACAACAACAACAGCAGCAGCAUCAACAACAUCAGCAACAACAACAGUCGCAGCAUCAGCAGUUCAACAACUUGAAUCGAAACUACGAGUCGCAACUGCUGAGUGGAUCACAGCAGCAGCAACAGAACUUUGAUUUGGGCAACAGCGAUUGCCUGAACCAGUGCAGUCUAGAGAACUUCACCAUUGUGGACAUGGAGCUGGCCAAGUUGCAGAAUCUGCAGCGCAUCAACACGCUCAAGCUGUUGCAAGCACAAACCCAGCAAAUGCCUCUGCUCAAUCAACUGCUUCAGAGUUAUGCGGGCAACUUGCCUGCUGCCGGCAGCAGCUCGAACAACAUCAACAAUGCCACAACGGCAGCCAGCUUAGGCAAUUUGGUGGGCGGUGGCACGGGCAGCAAUGUGAGUGUGGCUGCCAAUUCCGGCGGUGGCACGUCGGGCACGUCCAACGAUUGGCAUUUGGAUCGUGUGGCCAAGUUCUACAGGAGCUCGGCGGCGUUGUGCGAGGCCACAUGCACUUGGAGUGGCCAGUUGCCUCCUCGUUCGCAUCGCAUGUUGAACUAUUCCCCCAAAGUAUUUCUCGGUGGCAUUCCUUGGGACAUUAGUGAGCAAUCGUUAAUACAGAUCUUCAAGCCCUUCGGUUCAAUCAGAGUGGAAUGGCCUGGUAAGGAGCAACAGGCGACACAACCCAAAGGAUAUGUCUACAUUAUAUUUGAAUCGGAUAAACAGGUGAAAGCAUUGCUUUCAGCUUGUGUGCUGCAAGUCGAUGACUCGCAUAGCGGCAGCAAUUAUUUCUUUAAAAUCUCCUCGCGACGCAUCAAGUCAAAGGAUGUUGAAGUAAUUCCCUGGAUAAUAGCAGAUUCCAACUUUGUGCGCUCCAGUUCUCAGAAGCUGGAUCCAACGAAGACCGUUUUCGUUGGCGCCUUGCAUGGCAAACUGACUGCCGAGGGAUUGGCCACAAUAAUGGAUGAUCUGUUCGAUGGUGUCCUCUAUGCGGGCAUCGACACGGACAAGUACAAAUAUCCCAUCGGCUCGGGUCGUGUGACGUUCAGCAACUUUCGCUCAUACAUGAAGGCGGUGUCAGCGGCCUUCAUUGAAAUUCGCACUUCCAAAUUUACGAAGAAGGUACAAGUGGAUCCAUAUCUGGAGGACGCUUUGUGUUCGAUUUGCGGAGUGCAGCAUGGACCAUACUAUUGUCGGGAACUCUCAUGUUUUCGUUACUUUUGUCGCAGCUGUUGGCAGUGGCAGCACAGCUGCGAUAUUGUCAAGAAUCACAAACCUUUGACGCGCAACUCAAAGUCACAAACCUUGGUGGGCUUUGGGCCAUCGUCGUCGUCAUCGACGAUUUCGCUGGCGUUUUCAGGCAGUGGCAAUCGCUCGAAUGCGGAUCAAAAGCUGCAGCAGCAACAGCACAGUCACAAUCAUCACAACAAUCUUCAAAAUCAUCAGCAGCAGCAACAGCAAAAACUUAUCCAACUUCAGCAACAUGCCGCCAAUCAGCAGUCAAACAACUUGAAUCUCUGUUCGAACAGCGGCAACUCAAACGCAGCAGCCAACUCAUUGUACAACUAUCAACAGCAGCAGCAUCAGCAUCAACAGGCAAUUUAAGCGCGUGCGUCAACAAAUCCCAAUGUGCCCACUUUUAGCGUACCGUUUUAACGUACUUCAAGUCUUCAAGUCAAGCAUUGGAUUACAUUUUUUUGAAUUUUAAGUAAUACCAAAAUUUUGCACUUUUAAGCAACAGAAGAAGCCAAACCUAUCUGAAUGGCCAGAUUUGAACGUAAAUUGUUAGUGUUGCACACGAGCAUUCACCAUGAAUAUUGUAAAUCUACACACAGUUAUUUUGAUGUAUUUACACGAACGGUACGAUAUUAAGUAUAAGUAUAGGAAUAUAUAUAUAUGUAUACGUGCAUAUAUAUAUGUAUGUGUAUUACAUAUUAUACAUGUAUGUAUACUUUUCUUUUAGGCUAAACAUGAGCAUUCCUCCUUUUCUCCUUCUCACAACACAUAUUAUCUACAACUUCUACAACAUACUAUACUAUUUUUUGAUAAUCAUGCUUACAUAUCAGCAUUUGAAGCGGGCAUUCGAAUGCUAAACGAAACCCCCAGUAACAGUAACUUGGAAUUGGAAUAUCUCUUAUUAUCUAUAUAUAAUUUUUUUCGCUAAGAAAGCUGUCUAAAUACUUUUCAUCCGUAUUUCGUCUGCCUUAAGAAGUAAGUUAGCCUAUUAUGAAAAUUCUUUUUCGUUAUUUUUUCGUUUAAUUAAUUAGGUUAGUGCUAAUUUUUUGUUGUGCUAUUAAUUAGAAAUUUUAUAGCUUCUUUUUUUAUUAGCAAAAGCAAAAAACUUUUCUUUGGAUCUGUCCGUGAGCGAUUUGUUCAGGAAAUUGCAAUUUUUAAAUUCAAUUUAAAAAUUGUGAAUUUAAAUGAAUUUUGUCACAUUGAUAUUGUUAUACAGUUAUGAGUUCAUUUAUAUUAUUUUUUGUUUUGUUAAUGUUGCUAUUAGGUUUACGAUUAUUUUGUUGAAACAUAUUUACAAUACGCUUGAUGAUUGUUAAAACAUUGUUUUUCUAUCAUGGUCACCUAUUUGGCUGUUCUAGUUUUAAAGCCCAAAAAACAUUGUUCUUAUUAUUUAUGUCUUACAUUAUUUUUCAUGUAUUUUGAGAAAGGAUCUCGAUACUAUAUGUAUGUAAUAGCAAAGCAUUACAUAUUGUACUUAACAACGCUUUAAUAUAAUUUAAAUUAAGUGAACAUUCAUUAUUAACAUUAACACUUUUUCAAGCAAAUAUACAAGUACAUGCGACAAAGCUUUUGUUAUCAAAAUUCCA